GUAAAGUUCUUCAUCAGCCACGUAGAGGGAUGAGAGAGAUUCUCUGAGAAAAGAAACCCUAACAAAAACCCUGCCCUCUGCCAAGUCUCUCUGUGAUCGGAAAACAUGGUGGUUGGUCUAAGAGAGUUCUCCCUCAGAAACGUCGAUGGCUCCGGGUCACCGGUCCUCGACGAAUCAAACGGCGAGGAGCUUAUGCACGUGCAGCCCUCCGUCGCCGUCGCUCUCGGCAACCGCUCCGUGGAGUCUCCCGGAACUCUCUACAUCACUUCCAGGAAAUUGAUUUGGCUGAGUGAUGUAGACAUGGCGAAAGGCUACGCCGUUGAUUUCGUAUCGAUAUCGCUUCACGCGGUUUCUAGAGAUCCAGAGGCUUAUUCAUCUCCUUGUUUAUAUACUCAGAUUGAAGUUGAAGAAGAAGAAGAUGAUGAAGAUGAGGAUGAAGAAGAAGAAUCAACUGGUGUUUUGGAUUUAUCUAAGAUCAGAGAGAUGAGGCUUGUUCCUUCUGACUCUACCCAGUUGGAUACUCUGUUUGAUGUGUUCUGCGAAUGUGCUGAGCUCAAUCCAGAACCAGUUGAAGAAGAAGAAGAAGAAAGUGGACAUAACUGGGUGUUUAGUGCUGAUCAGAUGGUUGUUGGUGGAGGAGCGGAAGAAGAUGCAGAAUGGCAAAUAUCUCAGAGCCCGACGAGUGUAAUUGGUCUACCCAUUGGAGAUGAAGGUCUUGCUCAGCCUAUGCUCGAUCUCCAGAUCAAUGAUCAGAGGUUUGACGAUGCUGAGGAGAUGGUUCAUGAAAGUGAAACCAAAGACCACUAAUCUGCUCACUAAUAAUGUAGUACUCUAAAACAGAGUUGUUUCUUAUGUUAAACACAACGUGUUCUUCAAAGUUCAUGUGCUUUGUUAAAUAUGCGCUAAGACUUGGAACGUUAUGCUUAUCUUAUCG
This is a messenger RNA of Eruca vesicaria subsp. sativa (arugula), 934 nucleotides long. The record is from the annotation of a GenBank genome assembly. NCBI's taxonomy places the organism in Eukaryota, Viridiplantae, Streptophyta, Magnoliopsida, Brassicales, Brassicaceae.